AUGACAUCCCGAAAACGCUCUUCGGAAUCUCAGGGGCUUGGUGAAGAUGUUGGCGUGCAUUUGAAGAGAUCCAAGGUCGGCACCGGCGAGAUGACGAGCAAAGUGGAUACCAAUGGAGAUCGUUACUGGGAAAUUUCCAAAAUGCGCCGGGUGACCAUUUCAUCUUUCCGCGGCAAGAAGAUGGUCAAUGUGCGGGAAUAUUAUGAAAAGGACGGCCAGGAACUUCCCGGCAAAAAGGGAAUAUCCAUGCCGAUAGAUCAGUUCUCUGCUUUGAUCAAGCUCCUCCCGGACAUCGAACAGGCUCUGAAUCAACAGGGCGAGUCUUUGUCUCGGCCAAUAUACUACGAUAGCGCAGACCAGCCGGGUGACGAUAACGACGAGCCGGGAAGGAGUGCCAGUCCGUCGAAACAGAAUAUUGAGGCCACGAGUGACGAGGAGAGUGAAGCCUGA
Molecule: messenger RNA, 450 nt
Organism: Penicillium maclennaniae
Lineage: Eukaryota; Fungi; Ascomycota; Eurotiomycetes; Eurotiales; Aspergillaceae
Product: transcriptional coactivator p15/PC4 family protein
Exons: 2
Coding region: 1-450 (149 amino acids)
Biological process (GO): positive regulation of transcription initiation by RNA polymerase II
Molecular function (GO): DNA binding; transcription coactivator activity
Source: RefSeq, a predicted model, not a curated record